This is a messenger RNA of Gambusia affinis (western mosquitofish), 6260 nucleotides long. RefSeq names its product spectrin repeat containing, nuclear envelope 2a (gene syne2a). The transcript has 36 exons. Gene Ontology annotation, molecular function: protein binding. The record is from RefSeq and is a predicted model, not a curated record. Lineage: Eukaryota; Metazoa; Chordata; Actinopteri; Cyprinodontiformes; Poeciliidae. Bases 327 to 6260 code for a protein of 1977 amino acids.
UACUUCCAUCAGGAAAUACUUGAUAAGAUUUUGUGUUUUUGCAGUGUGUGGUGCUUUUUGCCCGGGUUAUGAAGUGGAUCUGGGAGCUGUGAAGUGAUUUGGACCUGCAGCAGAAAAGGUGGGUCUUUUCUCUCUGUUCUUUCAUGCAGCUCCAAUGGGCAGCAGGCAUCUUGCUCAGCUAUGAGCGCCUAAAGGCCACGCCGUGUUUGAAGGCAUUCGCGAAUGUGUCAGCUGAGGAGAACAGCUGAGCGAACAAUCUUCACUCUCAGAUGUUAUAACAUUCUGCCGCGCUCCAGUUUCCAGGAGUUUCCAGGGGUUCAGACAGCAUGGCUUCAGGAUCGGAGGGAGACGAUGGAGGCAUUGCCCUGGACAUUGACGAUGUCCACAUGCUCCUCCAAGUGGAGCAUGAACAGAUCCAGAAAAGGACAUUUACCAACUGGAUAAAUGCUCAACUUGCCAAGAGAUGUUCGCCUUCCUACGUGUCGGACUUAUUUUCGGACCUCAGAGAUGGUUCACGGCUUCUGGACCUGUUGGAAGUGAUGAGCGGUCAGUCGAUGAAAAGACAAAAAGGUCGAGGAGUUUUCCAGCAGAGGGCCAACGUUGAGUCGGCUCUGGACUUUCUCAAGAAAAAAUCUAUCAAGCUGGUGAACAUAAACAUCCCAGACAUCAUAGACGGACGUCCUUCCAUCAUCCUUGGCCUUGUAUGGACCAUCAUCCUCCGCUGUCACAUUGAGGAGUUGGCCAGUGCGUUGUCCUUUAGCUCCCGUCACUCUUCCCUGGACUCUGUGUCAAGCCUGGACUCCUGGUCCGGCAGUCCGGUCCCAGCCGGUCCGAUAUCACCUCUGCACAGGCGCUUCCGUGUUUCUGCCAAAAAGGCCCUGCUCAUGUGGGUCAGAGACCAAUGCAAGAAGGUUCACUGCACUGCCAAUGUGAAAGACUUUAAGUCCAGCUGGAGGAGUGGGGAGGCCUUCCUGGCCAUCCUGUGCUCGCUCCGACCAGAACUGGUGGAUCUUUCACGGGUCCAGACCCGAAGCAACCAGGAGAACCUGGAGGAAGCUUUUCACCUGGCUGAGAGGGAACUCCACAUUCCUCGCCUCCUGGAGCCCCAAGAUGUUGACGUUAAAGAUCCGGAUGAGAAGUCCAUUAUGACGUAUGUGGCCCAGUUUCUGCAGUACUCCAAUGAUCUGCCGUCGCCUGAUGAUCAUCUGCAGCUGUUUCCUUUGGAGCAGCCUUCAGGUUUCUCCUCUGAGAAUUUGCAUGCUCACUUCGCUCCAGCAGCUGCUAUCUCACCAUUACACCCGGUGUCACUAAGCGAUCGAGUGCAGGAUAUGAUUCGUUGGCUGCAGCAGGCCUGUAAGGAGCUUUCAAAAACAUGGACAGCUACAGAGGGAUCAAAUUAUGCAGAAAAAUAUCAGGUAUACAAGAACUUCACUGCUUCCUUUGCUGAGCAGAGACGAUCCGUUAUGAAGCUCCUUGCAGCAGCAAGACGGCGCUCAGAACUAAAUCAAGAACAGCAAGCUCUGAGGACAGCGUGGGAUCGGCUGGAGGAAGAGCUGUGGCGGUGUGAAGCAGAUCUGGAGCGGAGUCUUCCUCCUCCUCUGGACUCGGUCGUGUUGUGGCUGCAGAGAGGAGAGGCGGCGCUGAAAGACGAGGGAGAGAUGACCGAAGGUCAUGCAGAGGCGGCCAAACAUGCAAGAGCAAAACAAGACAAACUAAAGACAUUAAUCAAGGAGAUGAAUCAUUAUGUGACGCUCACCGACUCGUUCCACAGUGUUGAUGAUUCUGGGAGUGUGACGGUACCUUCAGAAAAGCUGGACGACAUAAAAAACCGUUUGACUGGCAUCCGAGUGACCACAAAAUACGAAAUAAUAAAGCUGGAAUACGAGGAAUCUCAUCACACGGUCCUGGAUCUGCUGGGAGUCGUCAAAGUAAAGGUCCAGUCCUGGAGAACUCCCUACGGAUCUCAGCAGUCUGUUCAGGUUCUUCUGCUUGACUGGCAUGAAACAGUGGAGCGCCGAGGGUUGCUCUUGAUUCUGACUGAUGCUCUGCAAAGCCUGAAGGGCAAGAUGGAUGUUUACACCAGGAAAGCUUCUCUAGGUGGAGAUUUGCAGAGUGUCACUCGUCAGGUGAAGGAAGCUGAAAGCGAAUCAGAGCUGGUCAAACAGAUGACAGCGGCUGCUAAAGAAAUGAUGGAGAGAGUGGCGUUUGCAUGGGACGUGUACAACAAGAACCUCACUUCUCUUGAGACAUGGCUGGUGAAAUCUUCAGCUGCAGAGACACGGGAUGUGAGCGAAUGGAGUUCAUGUCAUGCUCAGUUGAAUGAGGCGGGAAACCUCCUAAUUGAAAUGACAGAAGCUUCAAUCAGCUCCAGUUUGGUGGAGCAACUCAGCAAAGUCAACCUGCAGUGGGCCGAACGCAUGAAGAAGACUGUGUUUGAAAUACAGUCAGAACCUAAAGUUGGUUCCUCAUCUGUUCUGAUGUUGGAUUCACUAACACAGGAGGCAGGUUUGCUCCUGAGACAGCCUCUGGAGGUAGCUUCAGUCCCUUUGAAGGCUGUCAGACAAAAACUACAGUCCAUGAGAGCAAAGAUCGGAGAAGUGGAUGCAUCAUCCAACAUCCCUUCUGCAGACUUUCAAAAGGGCCAAAGAGAAAACCUUCAGCAAACUCUCUUAAAGCUUGUUGAGGCAGAAAGGUGCUGCGGGGCUCUGCAGAGAGCAGCGUCCCAACUCGAGGGGCGUGUGGCUGAACUCGAUCACUGGAGCAGCGAAGCUCUGGACUGCUAUGAUCAGCUGAUGGAAAGGAAACCCAGAGGAGAACAGUCUGCUGCCAAAGUGUUGAUCUCUCGAGGGUUGCUGCUAGCGCAGCAGGUGGUUGCAGAGUCGCAGCAUCUGGAAGCUUUUGUUGCAGAACAACAGAAAACGUCUCCUUUGCAGACUUUCAGCACCGCUGACACGCAGGACAGGAUUGCAGCCGCAAUCUCCCAAAGCCAGGAGAUACUUGAUAAGUUUAGUUCCUGUGGUUUCAAGCAGCAAGUUGGAGACUUCUGUGAACGGAUGCAACCAGUUGAAACUCUCCAUGCAGACACUGGAUCAUACGUUCUGGCCAGAACCAAACAGAUUGUAGAUGUUAAACUGCAAACUCCAGAACUCAUUCAGCUUCCUGAUCAGGGAGUGAGACGUCGCCACGAUUCCAAACGAAGCACAGAAGACAGGAAGGGCUCUGCUUCCCACGAAAAAAUUAAAACAAUCCCUCAACCUGUGAUGGUUCCAGUUCAAACCGAGAGUCCUGCAGCAGGAUCGACAGAGAUCAAGUCCAGAACAGCGUCACAACCGAACACCACACAGGGACAAACACACACACAGCCGCCGCUCAUGAUCCACAGUGAGGUUCAUCGCAAAGCCCAGUCGAUGGCCAGGAGCCGACUGGAGAAGGCCAGGCUUCGUCUGCAGGGACGCAUCCAGCAAGCCAUGAAGUUAUUCAGUGGCAGAGAGAUGACCGAGUCACAAAUCAAGAAAAAACAGAAAGCUCUAAACACUCUGCAGCCUGCCGUGCUCGAUGAGUUCCUGGGUGCAGCUGAAGCUUUCGGGGCCUUUUGUUCGGGGCCCCAGCUCCAGGACUUGUUGCUUCUCUCUGAGUCAGUCAGAAAUCAGUGGGAGGAUGUGCGCAGAGAAAUGGCUGACUUUAUUUCCAUCCAGGCGUCUAAAAUCAGAGAAGUAAAGCAGCCAUUUACUGCUUGUGACAUUUUUACUAAUGCUCUGCAUGACGCUGCUGACCAGACUGACCACAGUUACUUUCAAGAGAACCGUAAGGCGGUCACCCAGGAGGCUGCAUCUGUCGAGGAACGCUUUGAAUCUCUCAGAGAACUGUGUGAGACUUUGUCAGUGGAGAAAUCCUCCGGCUCGGCAACAGACCGGCAGACAGAGCCUGGGAAAGUGCAGAAAACUCAAAUUAAGAGGGGACAGCAGCCUGCGGUAAACCCCCCGCUGAGUCCGGCCGACACGCAGCCAGGCUGCAGUCUCGCUCCGGAGCGCGGCCUGGACGGAGCGCAACAAGACAUUUUGCCCUCAGGAAAGGCAGCGGACGCUCAAAGAGACGACGACGCCCUGCGGAUGCGAGUCUGGGACGUCCCGCCAGGAAACAAGGACCACCUGAGGCAGAACCAAGGAGACAGGCGGGAGAAGAAGCAGAAGCCUUCACUUCGGGCUGAAGAGCAGCUGCUGCGAGCUCACCUGCUGCACAUCACAGGGAGCGGUCAGCAGGCUCAGAGUCAUAUACAGGCUGUUGUUAGGAGCAACACUGUGGAGAGCAAACAGGAGGCAGAAUGGACCGUCAUCCCAGAACCAGAUGAGCGGCGGGCCACUAAACAGGACGCAACAGGAAGCAGAAUGGUUCCCCUGAAAAGUACCUCCGACCCGAUGGAGUCUGCAGACAGUCAGGCGACAAUAAUAACAGAAAAGCUAAACCAGAUCAUCAGGCAGCCUUUGGACGUCUCCUCUCUGGCGUUGGAUGAAUCCUCACUGUUUUCUGACCUGAAGGAGAUGGAUGAAACGCUGAAGGAUGAGAUGAGAAGGCUUGAAGAGGAGGAACAGCGAGGGCCGGGAGCCACAUCGCAGCCAUUCCUGCGCCAGUCACUCCUCCUCUGUAAUGUUCGUCAUCUGGAGCAGCUCAGACAGCAGCUGGACGGCGUUCAAUCCGCCGUGGAGACUCUGGAUCACUUCCUGGCCACCCUGAGAGACAUCAAGGCUGAGAGUCCAACACUGUUGGCAAACCGAGACCCCAACGAUCGUAAAAAUGAAACGGAGCUGCAAAGGGAGAGACAUUCUUGGCAGGCAGCAGUGGAGAGUUUGAACCCUGUUAUGGAGCAGUCCCAUAUUGUUGACUGUAGCUUAAAGGCGGCAGGGAUGACUCUGACCAUGGAUGGUGCUUCUGUGACAUGUCGGGAUGUGGCGGCCUUUCUGUCCGAUCAAAUGAGAGCCAAGAGGCAAGAGGGAGAUAAAGAACUAGAUAUUCUGGAAAAGAUUGGCGUCCAAAGAAGCAAGGAUGUGGAGGAACCAAGAUUUGCUCCAACUGUGACAGAAGAAGAGUCAACACUGGAGGUUAAGAAGAGGAAGCAGGAGCCAAAAAUUCAAAUAUUGAGAUCUGAAGAGGGUUUCUUGCAAAGAAGCCUGAGCAGUCAUGCUGGGAAAGCUGGAAACGAGCGUAAGGGUUUGGUGCAGAGGAAGUCUGCCUUGUUAGCAGUGCUGAAAGAGACCAAAGCAGCAGCUGAGAGGUUGGAGCUGCUGGAGCCGACGCUGCCGGCCCUGCAGCAGAGGACGCGGGCUUUGACGGAGCUGGAGAGUUUUCUUGCCAGCCUUGACUCUGAGGUUCAGUACGUUCAUGAUGCGUCUUCAAAAUCAGAUUUCCCCAAGGAGAAUCCGAGCAGAGAGGUGGAGGAUCUCUGGGAGGAGACAAGGAAAGCCACAUCAGAACGGCUGGAGCAGGCUCAGGCCCUGACCGAACUGCUGAGGAGGUUUCAGAUUAUGCGAGCUGAGCUGGACGGCACGCUGCAGAAGGCUGAGGCAACCAUAGCUCAACAAGCCUCCUACAUCGGAAAAGAUUUCCUUCAGAGGCUGUACGCUAAGGUUGGAGAGACAAAAGCAGAGCUGAAUGGUCUGGGAGACGACAUAGAGGAGGUCCGCAGCGUCUGCAGGCAGCUGCAGUCUCUGCUGCGUCAGGUCCCGGGCUGCAGCGGUUCUCCGUUUGAGAACGAAGCCGAUGCGCUGAUGGACCGCUGGCUGGAUCUGUCUGAAAGAACAAAUUCCCAGCUUGAAAACCUCCAUCUUUGCUUGAUGUUAUGGGACGGAGUCCUGCAGCUGGGGGAGGAGGUGGAGACCUGGACCAACAGCAGAACCGCGGCGCUUUCUCAGGGUCCGUCCUUCCAGACGGAGGACGACAUUAAGGCUCUGCAGAAUGAGAUUAUGACCCAAGAGGAGAGUACACGGCGUUUCCACAGAAAAGCUGCAGAGAUUCAGUCGCUGCUUCAAAGUGCAGAGCCCCCUCCGGAGCUGCAGGAAUUAUGUCGGCGGCUCCACACCGAAGAUGAACAAGCGCAGAGUUUACUGGAGGAUGUGCAGGUUCUGUCCUCCAUCGCCGGCCCUGGCAGCCUCCAGAGUCUCUCUGUCAGAGGGAUUGAACUGGAGGAGAAGCUCAGAAACACACAUCAGCUUUUCUCCGAGGUGGAGGAGCAGACCGAGAGGAAUGUCCACCACCUGGACAGGUAA